This is a messenger RNA of Impatiens glandulifera, 357 nucleotides long. Its product is annotated as protein TRACHEARY ELEMENT DIFFERENTIATION-RELATED 7A-like. The record is from RefSeq and is a predicted model, not a curated record. Lineage: Eukaryota; Viridiplantae; Streptophyta; Magnoliopsida; Ericales; Balsaminaceae. The transcript has a single exon. The coding region runs from base 1 to 357 and encodes 118 amino acids.
AUGCCAGCUCCGCACCAUUCAUUACCGCCAGCUAAGGAGAAACCACCAGUUGAUGUGAAACCACCUUCCCAUAAAUCGCCUAAGACACCACAUCCAUCGCCUCCACCACCACCCACUAAGAAACAUAUGCCAUCACCGCCAGAAGAAGGGAAACCACCAGUUGAUGCGAAACCUCCUCCCCAUAAAUCGCCUAAGACACCACAUCCAUAUACUCCUCCGCCACCCACAGAGAAGCCUAUGCCAUCACUACCAGUUGAUGUGAAACCACCUUCCCAUAAAUCGCCUAAGACACCACAUCCAUCGCCUCCACCACCACCCACUAAGAAACUUAUACCAUCACCGUCAGAUGAAUCUUAA